Molecule: messenger RNA, 1853 nt
Organism: Seriola aureovittata
Lineage: Eukaryota; Metazoa; Chordata; Actinopteri; Carangiformes; Carangidae
Product: synaptic vesicle 2-related protein-like
Exons: 16
Coding region: 191-1828 (545 amino acids)
Biological process (GO): transmembrane transport
Cellular component (GO): membrane
Molecular function (GO): transmembrane transporter activity
Source: RefSeq, a predicted model, not a curated record
CUGGUGUGACCCCUCCCCUGUCCCCUCUGCAGGUAUUGUUGUCUGAUUGGGUGUCUCACUGAGGCCUGAGGUAUUCCCUUGUAAACGGGCUUAGUGAAAACUGAGUUGGUUUAACAGGUUUUACAACAACACAGCGCCGUGUAGUGAGCUGAGCGUCUCAGCUGUCCCUCUCUCCGACACUGACGCUGAAAUGGGCCGCUGGAGCAGACCAGCUGAGGUCAUCUACCGGCGGUUUAAGAACCGUGAACACAGCGGCGAGACAAACUUUGUGUGUCACAGCGAUGAGUCGCAGGGCACAGACAAUGAGAUCUGCACUAUUACCUCAGCGAGAGUCGACUCAGCGGCCGGACGCUCUGCACCAGCAUAUGGAUCUAAUGAAGAGGAAGAAACCUUUACAGUGGAUGAUGCACUGGAGGCCAUCGGUUUUGGAAAGUUCCAGUGGAAGAUGUCUCUCCUCACCGGACUGUCAUGGGUAGCAGACGCCAUGGAGAUGAUGAUCCUCAGCAUCUUGGGCCCGCAGCUGCACUGUGAGUGGAGGCUGCCCAGCUAUCAGGUGGCUCUCAUCACAUCGGUGGUGUUCGUUGGGAUGGGGAUCAGUUCACCUGUAUGGGGGAAUGUGUCCGACAAAUAUGGCAGAAAAAUUGGUCUGACGAUUUGUAUGUGCUGGACUCUGUACUACGGCCUGUUGAGUGCCUUUGCUCCAGUGUACGGCUGGCUCCUGGUCCUGCGGGGCCUCGUCGGCUUUGGCAUCGGAGGAGCUCCUCAGUCAGUGACACUCUACUCUGAAUUCCUCCCAGUGAAGUCGAGAGGCAUCUGCGUCAUGCUGAUUGCGGCUUUCUGGGCCGUUGGCUCUGUGUUCGAGGUCCUCCUGGCGCUGUGGGUAAUGCCCACUCUCGGCUGGAGGUGGCUGCUCGGCCUGUCCACUUUACCGAUGGCAAUCUUUGUCUGCUUCUGCUUUUGGCUGCCUGAAAGUCCUCGUUUUGACGUGCUGAUGGGAAAUAGAGAAAAAGCCAUGAGAACUCUAACACGCAUCGCCAAAGAUAACGGCAAAGCCAUGCCUCAAGGGAUAUUGGUUGCUUAUAAAAAGAAAGAAAGAGGACAGAUCAAAGAUCUCUUCACUCCUCAGUAUUGGAAGACUACUCUUCUUCUGUGGUUUAUAUGGUUUGCGAAUGCCUUCUCCUACUAUGGGAUAGUACUGUUGACAACUGAGAUGUUCCAAAGCAAAGAUACAUGUGGGGCGACCCAAGGCGCCAAGAUCGAACCGAGCUGUAGUCUGGAAUGCAAAUAUUUGACGUCGGCUGACUACAAAGACCUUUUAUGGACGACCUUGGCUGAAUUCCCAGGUCUUGUAGUUGUCCUUCUGGCAGUUGAGUAUAUUGGCAGGAAGAAGAGCAUGGCAAUGUGUUUCUUCAUGUUCUCUUUGUGCAUUCUGCCUGCGUACGCUUGUAUUGGGAGGACGGCACUUACGGUCUUCAUCUUCAUUGCCAGAGCCUUCAUCUCUGGGGGAUUCCAAGUUGUUUAUGUUUACACACCAGAGGUGUUUCCUACAGAAAACCGAGCCUUAGCAAUGGGAACCUCCAGUGCGUUGGGCAGGGUAGGCGCCCUGAUCACUCCCUUUGUUGCACAGGUGAUGCUCAGAUCAUCAGUGUAUGGGACCCUGUCGGUGUACCUCGGCUGUUGUCUCCUGGCCGGCGUUGCGUCCUUGAUGCUGCCCAUUGAGACGUUAGGCAGGGGUCUGCAGGAGUCCGGUCUUGACCAGGAGGCCGGAAGGCAGACAACCACCACAACCAGCCAGGCAAAUGCUACAGCACCCUCCCCGGACCGUUAGAUCGACCAGGAGGAAUGAAAAAGAA